This is a messenger RNA of Aspergillus niger, 819 nucleotides long. RefSeq lists its product as uncharacterized. Bases 1 to 819 code for a protein of 272 amino acids. Gene Ontology annotation, molecular function: dioxygenase activity. The record is from RefSeq and is a predicted model, not a curated record. NCBI's taxonomy places the organism in Eukaryota, Fungi, Ascomycota, Eurotiomycetes, Eurotiales, Aspergillaceae. The transcript has 3 exons.
AUGCCAACGUCAAAAUAUUUCGAUCGAAUCCCCCCAUUUCCUUCUGAUAUGCCUGUGGUUUCUCUGGCAAAAGUCUCUCUCGAGGCUUUGAAGGACAAUAGGGGAUCUGAAGUAAAGAAACUAUACGAAGCUGUCAAAAAUGGGGUCUUGCAUGUUGAUUAUCAUUCACGCCUUCACCCCGAUGUGAUUAGCAUCAGUCAGGAGCAGAUCAGACAAUUUAUCGAACACGCCCAUGCCGUGCUAGAUGAGGUUUUGGCUAAAUUGGACACUUGUCUAGGCAUCGAAUCCCAGACACUAGAAGCAUUGAGUCCGCUGGAUCAAGAAUCUGACGGUAUCGUUCGCCUGCUCUGGAGCCCAGCCCAAACCAAUCCCAAUUACGAUCGCAUUUUAUUCGGUGGUCAUACUGAUAUGGGAACAAUGACGCUUCUGUUCAACAUCGCAGGCGGGCUUCAGGUUCUCCCCGCAGGGUGUGAGAAUUGCAAAGAAAAUUGGCGUUACAUAAAGCCUGAGCCCGGAUGUGCUGUGGUAAAUGUCGGCGACACAUUGGUAGAGUGGACUGGGGGCCUCCUGCGCAGCUCUCUGCACCGGGUAGUGACAGCUCCAGGGGACCAGGCAAUGGUGCAGCGGCACAGUGUGGCCUAUUUGGUACGUGCUAAGCGAAAUGCGUCACUUCAGCGCCUUAAAGGAGGCACCAUCCCGCCACUGGCACCUGGAGAAGAGGAUGAAACGCGCUCGGUAGAUGAAUGGAACGAAUGGAAGUCUCGGCAAAUUGUCCUGGGCCAGUUGAAGCCUGAGACGCGAGGCGGACGCAACAUGUAA